GUUUCACCACUUGAACUUGGGACCCUUUGCUGCCCUCAGCUCAGAGUGCGGGUGAGCGCGCGAGCUCGGGAGGAGAUUGGCACGCGGCAUGAACCUGGAGGCGGGCAGCCGGGGCGCAGAGUUCGGCAUGAGCGCGGUGAGCUGCGGCAACGGGAAACUCCGCCAGUGGCUGAUCGACCAGAUCGACAGCGGCAAGUACCCCGGGCUGGUGUGGGAGAACGAAGAGAAGAGCGUCUUCCGCAUCCCGUGGAAGCACGCGGGCAAGCAGGACUACAACCGCGAAGAGGACGCCGCCCUCUUCAAGGCCUGGGCGCUAUUUAAAGGAAAGUUCCGAGAAGGUAUCGACAAGCCAGAUCCUCCUACUUGGAAGACAAGAUUACGAUGUGCUCUGAACAAAAGCAAUGACUUUGAGGAAUUGGUAGAGAGGAGCCAGCUGGAUAUUUCCGACCCGUACAAGGUGUACAGGAUUGUUCCUGAAGGAGCCAAAAAAGGAGCGAAACAGCUCACUCUGGAAGACACACAGAUGGCCAUGGGCCACCCCUACCCCAUGACAGCACCUUAUGGCUCACUGCCAGCCCAGCAGGUUCAUAAUUACAUGAUACCACCUCACGACAGAACCUGGAGGGAAUAUGCUCCUGAUCAGCCACACCCAGAAAUUCCCUAUCAGUGUCCUGUGACGUUCGGCCCCCGCGGCCACCACUGGCAAGGCCCAUCUUGUGAAAAUGGUUGCCAGGUGACAGGAACCUUUUAUGCUUGUGCCCCACCUGAGUCCCAGGCUCCUGGAAUCCCCAUAGAGCCAAGCAUAAGGUCUGCUGAAGCCUUGGCGCUCUCAGACUGCCGGCUGCAUAUCUGCCUCUAUUACCGGGAUAUCCUAGUGAAGGAGCUGACCACAUCCAGUCCCGAAGGCUGUCGGAUCUCCCACGGACAUACCUAUGAUGUCAGCAACCUGGACCAGGUCCUGUUCCCCUACCCAGAGGACAAUGGGCAGAGGAAGAACAUCGAAAAGUUGUUGAGCCACCUGGAGAGGGGACUGGUCCUCUGGAUGGCCCCAGAUGGGCUCUAUGCCAAAAGACUCUGCCAGAGCAGGAUCUACUGGGAUGGGCCCCUGGCAUUGUGCAGCGAUCGGCCCAACAAACUAGAAAGAGACCAGACUUGCAAGCUCUUUGACACGCAGCAGUUCCUAUCAGAGCUGCAAGUGUUUGCUCACCACGGCCGGCCAGCACCGAGAUUCCAGGUGACCCUGUGCUUCGGCGAGGAGUUUCCAGACCCCCAGAGGCAGAGGAAGCUCAUCACGGCUCAUGUGGAACCUCUGCUAGCCAGACAACUGUUUUAUUUUGCUCAACAAAACAGUGGACACUUCCUAAGGGGCUACGAUCUAUCUGAACACAUCAGUGCUCCAGAUUACCACCGAUCCCUUCGUCAUUCUUCCAUUCAAGAGUGAGCCAGCCACACCAAGGAUUUGGCUUCGUUGUAUAUACUCUGACAUGGCAGCUGAUUGACGCCCCCUUUUUUCGGAAGCGCUACCUACCAAGUGGGUUCACAGUUGAAGACACCACCAGCAGGGAUCUGUGAUGAAAAACAGCUCUAUCUGCUCAACAGAGGCACUCGUCCCAGAAGAGUGACUCUCAUCCAGGUCUUGACAAGUGCUGGUAUUUUGGUGACCGUGCCCUGGCUUCUAACUGUGAAACCUGAUCUGACCAGUGAUGUGUUUACAUGUACUUAAAUGCCGGCCUGAGCCUGGUGUAGACCGGCUUUUGCUUGAAGGCUGAAAAACUGUCGGUAUGAAUCCCUGACUAGAGAAGGCAGACUUGAGCAGUCCAUUUCUCAGGAAAGUAAAGUCUAAACUGGAGACUAUCCUGCCCACCCACAGAAAAAUGUGUUCUGGAAUGGCGGGGAUCAUGUCUCUCAGCCUUAGUCUAGGUUGCAAUGUCCCUGUCACUCAGUUUCUGCAAGUAGACCCUGUAUCCUGUCUGUUCCUUCUCCUUGGCCUUCCCUCACAGCCAGCUGGUGUACUCUGUGGUCACAUACUUGAGCCAAAAAGCAUCAGGGAUACAUAAGAUGGGGCAUUUUUAAUGUCCUUUCUAACAAUGACUACAAAGCAUUUUUCUUUGUCUCCCUUUAUUAUUUUUUUCUGAAAUAAAGGAAGAAAGGAAGGAAGAGAGAGAGAGAGCUAGAAAUCAAGAGACUGAAUACUAGAGGUAGUUUUUUUUUUUUUUUAAGUUCUGUGCCAUUUCCCCUUCUAUUUGUUUUGUUGGCCAUCCGUAGUCUCCAUGGCAACACUGGAGGGGAGGAGCUUUUGUGCAGGUUAGGAACUAUCAGGACACCAGUGGUUCGGCUGACUGAACAGCUGCAGAGUCAGUAGGCUGUUUCUGUUUAUUUUGUAUGUUAGAUGCUUCCUUGUGCCAGUAAUAGUCAGACAGUCUCAAAAUUACUAGACUUUUCCCAAAAUGCAUUCUUUCACAGAAUUCCAAGAGGCUCAUUUGCCUUCAUAAGUCUGGCCCCUUAUUCUCUUGCUACUGUUUUUGUUUAGGUGACUUUGCCAUGUUCCAGGAUUUCCCCCUACCACCUUGUAUUUUCUGUUUCUCCCAGGCUCAGGAAGAGUCAGCUUGUCUCAAACACACGACACUCAUUUGUUUUGUUUUCUUUCUUUUUUUUUUUAACAUGGUACUCUUUACUAUUUCUUAAGUUACUCCACAGUAUAUAUUCAAAGAAAUGGAGCAUUGGAGUGUCAUUUUUUAUGUUUAAAAAGGAGCCUUUGUGAAAUAAUACACAUUAUGAAAAAUAUCAUCAAUUAGAGAAGGGGGGAAACUGAAAAGCAUUUUAUGUUUAAAUCUUCCUUCCUAGAAUUAGCUCUGAGAGUUCAGUCUGUUCUUUAAAGCUGUUUAGUUUUCUAUACUUAUGCAUGCAGAUGCCUUUUACCUACAGAGAGAGAGAGAGAGAGAGAGAGAGAGAGAGAGAGAGAGAGAGAGAGAGGUGGUGACAGACUCUUAUGGACCUGACUAUGCAGCCUUACCUCACCUUUUGAGUGGCAUGUGGAAUUCCACGGCAGUGUGCCUGGCUGUGGUUUAGGCAUCUCGUUAGCUACUUGUCAGGGAUGCAUCCCAGCAGCCCACUGAGUCUCGUGAACGGAAGUCAUUUAUACAUCUUAUAGAUGCAAAGCAUUCUGGGGUAUAUUAUCCCAAGGGAAGAAAAAAAAAAGUGAGAACCGCUCGAAACUGUAGCUAUGAUCCUGGAGAGUAUUUAACCACACCCUCAGCUAGCACUUCGCCAAAGUUCUCUGGCCUGUCCGGUAUGACCACGACUCUUCCUCCCCCCCCCAAGCAGACGCUUCAUCCCAAUUGCCAUGUGAAUUCUUUUCCUCUACCUUAACGCUAUGCCGUUUUAGCAGUGAAGCUGAAUUUUCUGGAAAAUGCUUGGUCGUUUGGACCACCAACUCCUAUCUCACUUUACAGCCAUGCGUGCUGAUGGCUCCAAUCUUGAGCCACAUGUUGGAAAGAGAAGCACAGAACGGUCAGGCAAACGUUCCUGGUAUAGAAAGGAAUGGCCUCCUCAUCCCUUUUAAAACAAAGCGGCAUGCACGUACUGGAAUCUAGUUUUUCUCAUGGGAAGAUGUUGUGGGAGAGGCAGACUGAGGCACACUGCAUCAUGGGAGGGGGGGAGUAUUCUUGUCCUUGGGCAGUCAUUAAUGUUUAGUUUAAAAUUAAAAAGCCCCAAAUCCCUCUGUUGUUGUCCUAGACAAAGAAGGUUAUAGAAACCACCUUUUGAGAUCCGGCUAGACUCUGGAAUUGGAGCAAUGAGGGGCCUGCCUCAUUGUGAAAAUACCAGGACUGUAGAGGCCUGGGUGGACUGCCUGACUGGCUGUAUGCCGGGUAUAAGGUAUGCCACCAGGCUGAGUUGGUGAGUGGUUAAGGCAUAUGUGAGGUACUCUUACUCUGUAGAGGAGUUGAGUGUGAGCCCCAGCAGUAGAGGAUUCUGGGAGUCUAGGUGUCAUGUCUUAUAUAGGAAAAGCCUUCACUAUUGCUUUAAAAACUUUUAUUCCAUGGGUGAUAUUUUGACCAAAAUUCAAACAAGGUUUAAAUGCCCUUUUGUUCCUCCCUCCUUUCUACAGGUGAAUAUGUUGUUGUUUGUUAUUGCUGAAAAUUGUGAAAUUGUUAAGCUCUCUGUUUUUGUUAUUUAUCUUCCUAAAUCUCGUGGCUGCUGUAUCCACUUUGAUGUUGCCAUAGGGUCAUACAUCUAUUUGCAAGUCGCCUCUUCACUACUUGAGGCCUGUGCUGUAUGCGGGGACUCACCCAGUCUUUGCCAACUGCUGCUCACUGUUACAUGAACACGGGGAAGGUCGAUUUUCCUGGAUCCAUUUUCACCGCUUGGAGAAGCGCAUCUCCCAAGAUUACGAAAGUAGAUCAGAGAAAGGCCAGCAGGCCAGCCCUGUUAGACACUGAAGAUAAGCUUCACACUCUUCAAGGGAAAGACAUCCAUGCCCCCUUGCUCCUAUGCCCUGUGCACCCACUUCAUAGCAAGAGAACUGGGUCAGAGCCCAUACUUUGGAGGUCCAGCCAUGACUGAGCCGGGAAGGCAAGGAUGCCUCCUAUUCUGCAUGCGGGGUUAGCAUAUGCCAUACAUUUUGCUGUAAUACUUGCUUCACAGAGCGAAGUGUGUUUUUAAAUAUUUGAUAAA
Alexandromys fortis (reed vole) is the source of this 4674-nucleotide messenger RNA. It is a transcript of the gene Irf4, whose product is annotated as interferon regulatory factor 4. The record is from RefSeq and is a predicted model, not a curated record. Gene Ontology annotation, molecular function: DNA-binding transcription factor activity, RNA polymerase II-specific; RNA polymerase II cis-regulatory region sequence-specific DNA binding; protein binding. Lineage: Eukaryota; Metazoa; Chordata; Mammalia; Rodentia; Cricetidae. Gene Ontology annotation, cellular component: nucleus. The transcript is spliced from 9 exons. Bases 89 to 1441 code for a protein of 450 amino acids. Gene Ontology annotation, biological process: regulation of transcription by RNA polymerase II; immune system process.